Fusarium pseudograminearum CS3096 is the source of this 3174-nucleotide messenger RNA. RefSeq lists its product as uncharacterized. The record is from RefSeq and is a predicted model, not a curated record. NCBI's taxonomy places the organism in Eukaryota, Fungi, Ascomycota, Sordariomycetes, Hypocreales, Nectriaceae. Gene Ontology annotation, molecular function: cysteine-type deubiquitinase activity. Gene Ontology annotation, biological process: protein deubiquitination. The coding region runs from base 1 to 3174 and encodes 1057 amino acids. The transcript has 2 exons.
AUGGCUUCUCUAGGCCAUUCACGGGCGAGCAGCGUGGCUACAGCAGGGUCGCACUCCUUGGGGAGUCCAGGCGCAUUCAAUCAUGGCUCAAUACCGACUAGCCAUCGAGGGAGUGACUCUCCCUCGAAGGCUUCACUUCCACAUAUCGACGAUGUUAUUGCUCCUCCUCAAGACCUCGACCCUAAUAUGUCGGCCCGGAAGCUUCUCGAAACGGCCGAAACGGCCUUACGACAAGCCGAGAUGUCUCGAGACUUUCGCAGACCAGCCAUUGCUCUGAAGGAAUACAUACGAGCCUCCAUCAUCGCAAUUCAAACCAUCACCAAACACCCCGACUAUCAUGAUCUCAAAGCCAACCAUGCAGAUUUCAGACGGGCUCAUAUGAACCUGCUCAACAAGAUUAGCGACCAGGAUCCCAUAUAUGCUAAAGUUAAGCAAGACAUCAUCGCAGACAACAAACGAUCAGGCGUACAGCCACGGAUAGUCCGGUCGAACUUAUCGCAGGGGGGAAGUCGGCCCCAGACUCCGUUAGGGUUGACAGCGGAUGGAACCAUGUCGCCGUCAAAACCUCGCUUUAACGGGGCUGUCACCAAUGGUUCUCCUGCUCGAUCAAAGCCGACAAUUCAACCAAAACCUCAGUCUCUGCAUGGGAACGCUAUCAGAACGGGGGUGCAAAAGGAAACCAGGCCAGUAAAUCAAGAUCUUGCUGCCAGAUUCGCCAACCUAAGAGGCCCGCAAGCAUCGCCCGGGCAAGAUCCUCGUAUCAAGACACACCACAUACCACUUCCAAAGCCAAUGGGCCCUCGAGAGAUGCCUCCUCCUCGACCACCGAAGGUUGGCAUUGACACAAGUGUGCCGACUCUACCAAAAAUGCCCGAUGCAAUCUACAGCCCUGCUCGUGGAAGCAUUUCAGGAGAGGUAACAAGGCCACCCUCAAGUACACCGCGCAGCUUGUAUCGUACAGCCUCGACAGCUUCGGGCCCUGGGACACCUAACGCCUCAUCGCAGUCGCAGCCUGACUAUUUCGCCCCAACGCAAAGCUAUUCCAACAACUCUAUCCCUCCCGCCCCUCCGAGUAAUCUGACCAGUCCCAUCAAGAUUCCUGAUGGACAUACCAUUUCCCCCGAAGAGUUGUACCAGGCCAUGAAAGCCAAAGGCAGAAUUCUGAUAAUAGAUAUUCGAAUGCGUGAUGAUUUCAACGAUGGACACAUCUUGUCGUCGUCAACAAUAUGCAUUGAGCCUAGCAUUUUGCUCAGAGACAACCCCUCCGCAGACGAUAUUUCUGAAAGCUUGAUCCUGUCGCCCAACCAGGAGCAGUCUCUUUUUGAGCAGCGUAAUCUUUACGAUCUAGUAGUUUUCUAUGAUCAACACUCUAAAGAUGUUCCUCAACAGCCACGAAAUCAGGAUGAUAUGGCAAUCAUCUCUCUCCACCACGCCCUAGUUCAUUUCAACUACAUGAAAGAACUCAAGAACACGCCAAAGAUGCUUGAAGGAGGUCUAGAUGCAUGGAUUGACCUAAUGGGACAGGCGUCACUAGGAUCGACCACUUCAUCCGUGAGCAGAUCAGGGCAACUGGACCGAAACCGAAACCGACAAUCAGGCAUCGAGCGGGUGAGGUCCAAAUAUAUCGUCAAGCCUCUCAAACCAGACGAAGUCAAGGUCUGGCAAGAAACACUCAAGCAUGAUGAUGAUAUGCAAACGGCAUCGUCGCCGAAUUUUACACGUACUACCGAAGACUUUUUGAGAAGAUUCCCACCAGUGUCCCUGGAACAGGAGUCGAUGGUUUCUCCGGAGGAAAAGCCGCAAAAUCGAGCUGUCUACGGGUUAUCUCACAAGGUAGAUCUAUAUACAGACUUGCCUUCGCCGCCCACAAGACCAGCGCCUGCUCUUCCACGCCGUAGCUACAGUGGCCUCACUGAGGGGCGCGAUGAAAAUGAGCUUUACGGAAACAACAACACGGUUGUACCCGCACGACCAUCAAGAGUGCCGACCAUGAAAUCCUUGGAGCACCAGUCGACGGGUGAUUCAAACAGAUUCUACACUGGGCUUAACAAUCCCCAUAACUGGUGCUACGCAAACAGCACACUUCAGAGCCUUCUGGCUUCGCCCGAUUUCGGUAAGAUGCUGGCGAAUUCGGAAUGGACCGCCAAAUACAAAGCCCCGAGAAAACAAGAUGAAAAGAUCGACCAUCCCCAACUCAUGAUUCGCAUCAUCUCGAACCUGUUCCACUGGAUGAACUCGGGCAAGUUUCAAAUUAUGAAGGCUCAAACACUCAUGGACUACUCACGGCAUCUUUGCGAACAGAGUCGGAGUAUUGAGCAGUUUGGCGGAUCUCAACAACAAGACGCUCAGGAGUUUAUGAGUUUCAUUCUGACACACCUCCACGAUGAGACCAACACACGACGAGACCGACAGGGCAACAUCCCACAACCGGACACUUCUCGCCAAACACUGUUAAAAGCCGCUAUGCAGUUCUGGAACAACCACCUCGAAUACAACCAAUCUAUCGUUGACCGCUUCUGGCGUGGUCUUGAAUUAUCAACUGUCGAGUGCCUCGAAUGUAGCACACGUACCUACAUGUAUACCACCUUCGACCUUAUCACCGUUACGGUGGGCAUGGGCCGUGGUAUGACUCUUGAGCAGGCUUUUGACGAGUACGCCUCGAGCAGCCCUAUUGAAGACUUUGCUUGCGCUCGUUGCUGCCGCCCGACUCACGCUCAACAGAGUCUCUCGUUUGCUCGCUUUCCCACCCUACUCUGCGUCGCGUUUCGCCGCUUCAACUACCAACCGGCCACAAGAGACACCCGCAAGUCUACUGCGCCUAUCACGUGGGACUUCAACGACACCGACUUCACUCGCUACUUCCUCCCUCGAGGUGCUCGCGAGUCUUCAUCCGGUACCGAUCCCAUGGACCCUUCCUUUACAGGACCCUUCCGCUACGAGGCUUACGCAGUCAUUAUUCACACCGGCAGUCAAAUUAAUAACGGGCAUUAUCUGGCGUAUGUGCGCGACUAUACGUCUCAUGACCCCUAUGCUUGGUACUGCUGUAACGAUACCCGUGUGACAAAGGUUCGCAUUGGAAGUGGAGAUCGCGAUGAUGUUCAGGAAGAGGUUUUCAAGUCCGGUCGAGAUAAAGUUCCGUACUUGGUCUUCUUCCGCCGCAAGGGCAUGCGCUGA